Actinia tenebrosa (Australian red waratah sea anemone) is the source of this 1366-nucleotide messenger RNA. RefSeq names its product allatostatin-A receptor-like. NCBI's taxonomy places the organism in Eukaryota, Metazoa, Cnidaria, Anthozoa, Actiniaria, Actiniidae. Gene Ontology annotation, cellular component: plasma membrane. Gene Ontology annotation, biological process: G protein-coupled receptor signaling pathway. Gene Ontology annotation, molecular function: neuropeptide Y receptor activity. The record is from RefSeq and is a predicted model, not a curated record.
AGCUAAGAAAAAAGAAAGAAAGAUGAGAUAAUGCGACAUAACUAUCACAAAAAUUAAGAUUUUUAAAAAAAAAUUAAGUUGGCCAACUGAGUUCGCUGGCAUACUACAUUAUCCUUUAGCUGACUCUCUUUCAAUUUCGCCAUAAGAACAAGCCAAACAACGCUGGACAUAAGCCGCUGACAAGCUUUCUCGAAAAACAAACCAACCAAAGACAGAAGACAAAUCCUCUAGCAGUUUAGUCGUCCAGAUUUACUUCACAAGAGCUGAGACUUUUUGCAGGAUUUUCCAAGACAUUGAGUCCAAAAGCUUCUCAGUUUCUUUGAUGGGUAGAAACGUGACGUCGAUUGGAAACCUCUCUUCUACAAAGGGAGUGGAAGAAAGACUUUCUGUGAUGAUGAAUAUCUUAUAUCCGGUACUUUAUGGUCUAAUAACCACAAUAGGAGUAAUAGGAAACACGUUGGUUAUCAGUGUAGUCAAGAAUAAACGCUCAAUGCAGUCAACCACGAAUAUACUCCUCGCGAAUCUAAGUUUGGCUGAUUUAUUGACUCUACUAUGGAGUGUGCCCAUUGAAGUUCUUUCACGACUUGAAAGCCACCCAAAAGGGGUCCUAGGCUCGUAUUUAUGCCGGUUUUUAUCGAUUGGUAGUUUAGUGGUAAUCACAUUGACUGUGUCUAUAUUACUUAUGACAUUGAUUUCUUUAGAGAGAUAUCAUGCUCUGGUCAAACCCUUCAAUCGUCAACGUCGUCUAAGGAAAAACAMCAUCAUAUUUGUCAUCAUUCCAAUAUGGAUUGUAGCUCUGAUCUGCUCACUUCCAGUUUUUAUAUUCUCUUAUUACAACACGGAGGAUUAUAUAUGCGAGCUAGAUUGGACAGCAAAACAAUUUCUCGUAUACUACCUGUUUUUAUUUAUCUGUUUAUUUUGCAUCCCACUUUCAGUUAUCUGUUAUUGUUACUUUAGCAUUAUCAGGGAGUUAAACAGAAGGCAGAAAAGAAACCUUCAUGAUUCGGAUAAAAGAGUUGAUUACAAGUCGAAGCGAAAGGUUAUUUGCACUCUAGUCGCUUUGACGAUUAUUUUUUCUCUCUGUUAUGGAAUAUUUGCAGUCGUUCAGUUCCUAAAACUUGUAUAUUCUAUUCCCUUGCUUAGUGAAAUAUCUUUUCUUUUAUUAUAUAUUCCGUGUGCUACAAACCCUAUUGUAUAUGCUUUUCAGAGUUCAAACUAUCGAAACGCUUUUCGAGAGAUGGCUUCUGAACUAAAUCCGUCCAAACUUUCGAUUAAAUCCCAUAAAAAUACACAAACCAAACCAUACGAAACAGCUCUUUGAUAACAAAAAUAGAUUGUAAGUAAAUAAAGGAAUCGAAAGUAAAAA